Messenger RNA from Belonocnema kinseyi, 2987 nucleotides. It is a transcript of the gene wcy, whose product is annotated as WW domain-containing adapter protein with coiled-coil homolog. Gene Ontology annotation, cellular component: nucleus. Lineage: Eukaryota; Metazoa; Arthropoda; Insecta; Hymenoptera; Cynipidae. The transcript is spliced from 12 exons. Bases 225 to 2069 code for a protein of 614 amino acids. Gene Ontology annotation, molecular function: chromatin binding; RNA polymerase II complex binding. Gene Ontology annotation, biological process: positive regulation of TORC1 signaling; regulation of autophagy. The record is from RefSeq and is a predicted model, not a curated record.
UUGCUCAGCAAUUUACAAUCACAGUGGAGGGUUCUAAGACCCUUGAGCGAUGUCAAUCUGUCAUAACACACUCUAUAUUCCUUGUCUUCUGUUGUCUUCUUGGCGAUGUGACCGAUGUGACAUGGCGUCCGGUUAGAAAGAAAGUUGACUUUAAAUGCCGUUGUUUUUAUGACAUUGACCAAACGAAAAGGGAACCUCCGAGGCCGCGAAUUUCCCCUAGACACAUGGUGGUGAUGCAUGCGAGGAAACCACAGAGGAUCAGCGAUGGGUACUUCGAAAAGCACCAGGCCCAUCCCUAUCAGAACGCAAAGUAUAACAGUUCUAAGGGUGGCUACUCAUCGUCGACCACGUCGGAUAGUCGCUACGAGGGGCGGAUGCGAGAUUCCCCGAAUGGCAACUCGUAUAGUCCAGCCGGUGGUUUGGGAAUGGGUAUGGGGGCAGAUCGAGACAGUCCCCGUAAUUACGCCAGUAAGCCUCUUUACAAGAAGGAGAGAGAAAAUAGAGACUACAAGUUAUCCUCCUCUAGGGACAAGUAUUCCGAUUGUGCACGAUCUCCAAAAGACAAGAGAAGCCGCGAAAGCAGAGAUUCAGAACACAGGACCAAUCAUGAUAGGAGCAGUGGAGAGAUUCUUCACCCCAUAAAAAUAUCUUCAAACUCGUCUAGAGAAUCUUCUUCACAGCGGAAGCCGACACACAAUUCGUGUCAGGAUAAACGUGGCGAUGAACGAGGAGGAGCGAUGGAACGAACGGCCAGGUUCGGCGACUGGUCGGAGCAUAUGAGCUCAUCAGGAAAGAAGUAUUAUUACAACUGCAAAACGGAGGUUUCGCAAUGGGAGAAACCAAGAGAAUGGAUUGUUCGGACAGACAGUCGCCAGCGCCAAUCCAAUGACUACUCCUCUAGGUCAAGUCAUGAUAAACAUUCCAACUCGCGCUCAAACAGUGGCGGUGGCAGUGGUGCGCGAGAUGGCAAAUCCUCGCGGCAAGCUGACAAGCGCGAAUAUUGGGUCUCAUGUGGUAGCAGCGGCGGGAACAGUAGUCGAGACGACGUCUCGUCGUCGCGAGAUCGGGAACGAGAGAGAGAAAAGGAACGAGAAAGGGAGCGAGAAAGGGAACGAGAGACCUGCAGGGAGGAGGUGGGAGUGGAACGACAGGCGCAGGACAUGGACAUCUCGCCCGGCGAUUCCACGCCCACCUCAGAACCUUUAACGUCUAGUGUUCACGAUCAAAUGCCUCAAGGGCCGGUACUUUUAGCUACUGCGUUACCUCGAUUAACAUCACAUCCGUCAACAACACCACAGGCAACGGCAAAAUUAGGUUCCCCGACGCAACAACAUGGAAACAGUAAUGCUCCGGGGCCGCCUGUGUCACUCGCUAAUUUACCUAGGAUUCUUUCACAAAUUACGGGUCAUAAGGAGCAGCCUGACAUCACACCUCAAAAAGCCCUUCAGACUCUUCAGACGGCAAUUAUGUUGUCCAGACAGCAAUCCGGAAGCGGAGAUCGAGAACGUGAUCGGCUCAACAGUGCAAAUGAUGUGAUGGCUCCACUAAAAGUGGAUACCAGCGGUAAUGUAACUAGCGAGGGGCCACCAACGCCCACGCAUUCUGAAACUCAGGACUGCAUCGAUGUUCGAAAAAUGUCGAGUCCUGGACCUACGAAUUCUAGUGUUCAAGGUCUCAGUUCCCUGCAAGGGCUAAGCACAUUAGGUUCUCUAGGAAGUUUAGGCAACGGUGGCGGCUUGCAGGCACUGUCCAGAGUACAACCACCUCUUACGCCGUCCCUAACGCCUUCGCUCGCAAAUCAUUAUCGGGAAGACUUAACGCAACAUGUGCGUGCUUUCCCCGCAGACAUUCUAGAAAAGCAGGCGCAAAAGCUUAGCGAAGAAGCACAUACGAUGGGCAGUUUACAAUGCACACGCGUAUCCGCAGAAUUAAAAACUGCGCGAUCGUUAGUCAGAUUGACGGAAAUUCAAGCUACGUUACAGGAACAGAGGAUAUUGUUCCUUCGUCAGCAAAUUCGGACGCUAGAGGAGCUGAAAUCCCAAAAUUCCUUCAUGUCUGAUGAUUCUUAGUGUAAGGGACUUUAUAAAAUAAUUAUUACAACCUAUAAUUAAUUCAUGAAAAAAAAUAAUAAAAACAUACUUAUUAAUAUUCUCAUUAAUAUUGAAUAAUUAAGAUUGUACCUAAAUUAUAAUAUCAAUGAUAGAAGUGAUAUAAAUAGUGAAAAUGACUGGGCUGCCCGGAGGGGCUCGGGCUGUAAGCGACGUGACAGCCAAUGAGUCUUAUAAUAAUUAUUAAUUAAUUAGUGAAUGCGCACCUCUCCGAAACUGUGCAGCCUACCCAAGACAACAUUCAUUCACGACACAGAAAAAAAAACAAACACUUAAAUAGAAAAAAGCGAAACAAUUUACUUCGAAUUGUACCAAAUUGUAUAUCUGAUCUUGUCCACAUCGUCUUGUACUACCUGUUAUAUACGUGUCAAUGUUUCAUAUCCCAUGGUAAAGUGGCAUUUUAAAAUAGUUGAAUGAUCAUUGGUUCUGUUGUAAAUCUCGAAAUAAAAGUCAUGCCACAAGUUUUAAUUCAGUUCUUCAUUACUGCUGUUAUCGCGCGUGCUCUUAUCGGCCUCUAUUUCAUUUCUCGACUCUCUCUCUCGUCCAUUUGACCUUGUGUCAACAUUUAUCUUAUGCAGAGAGUAGAACGGAAGAGAAAUAAUGAUAUUGUAAAUAACAGAUCUCGUCAAAAGAGGGUCCAUCGUGCGAACGUUUCAAGAGGUUUUUGAAGCGCAUUUCUCAUAAUUGAAAUAGAAGACGCCUUUUUUAUGCCUUUUGCAAUAUUGACCUGCGUCCUUUUUUUCUACGAAUUUUCCUUUUACGCCACUUCUAACUGAGAACGCACAGCACUGGUAUUAGGCCUUGUGGCAAGUGAAAAAUAUUAAUUGGUCACUGUAUUCAGUAUUUAUUGAGCUUUUAUUUCCGAAUAUAAUGUUUAAA